This is a messenger RNA of Lachancea meyersii CBS 8951, 641 nucleotides long. NCBI's taxonomy places the organism in Eukaryota, Fungi, Ascomycota, Saccharomycetes, Saccharomycetales, Saccharomycetaceae. The record is from the annotation of a GenBank genome assembly.
AAACACGCCAUUGACAAAGUGACCAAAGCCAUACAGGGCGAGAUAAGAAAAAACGGCUACAAAACCUCAGACGAUGGAAAAGAGUUUGGGUCUAGAUGGGAUAAUACUUCAAAGUACUAUUUGGCGAAGUACUGUUGCGAGAUUGGUCCUUUUCUGGGGUUCGAAUAUAUGAAGCCUAAGCCGCCGACGAAGCUAGAGACCAGCUCUCUCAAUUCCCUCGAGUGGUCCCGUGUUCUGCACAAUCUGUUUCUGUCGGUGAACUUUAGUAGGAAAGCUGGUUCCAACGGAGACACGAUUGAAAACUAGGGUCGAAUACUUGGUGGAUAGCGCUAACGAAAAAUCAUCGCAGUCCCCACUGGAGAUGAGAGGAACCCUUGCAUCAUUGCGGGUGACGGAAAAACUGACGAGCUUGUGGAAGAUCUAACAAGAAUCAAAAAUUCUGCAGAUAAUUGUCGAAAAGAGAUCGAAAACGUUGAAGUACAGCGCCAGUCCAGUUACGGGACGUGAGGUGGGCACCCUGUAAGGAUGCUCUUCCUCGAAUUUUACAGAACACGACAAUAUCAGAAUCCGAAAUCUCUCUACCAGCUUUUGAUGAUGUCAACGCACCGAACGUGCAAACCAUGGCUCAAAGACGCAGGGCG